This is a messenger RNA of Rubroshorea leprosula, 749 nucleotides long. NCBI's taxonomy places the organism in Eukaryota, Viridiplantae, Streptophyta, Magnoliopsida, Malvales, Dipterocarpaceae. The record is from the annotation of a GenBank genome assembly.
AAAAGAGAUGUAUGGUGCUCUAAUUUUAGCUAUUCAAAGGGGUUAAAAUAUCUGACAAGUGUUUCAUGUGAUGAAUUUGAUUUUCGGAAAUCAUAUUUGCUCUAAUGCAUGGUGUAUUUUCAAUAAGCCUUCUGCUUUCCCAGGCCUUUACAGGUACUCAGAAUGUUUCUAGUCUACAAAAGGAGAAGGCUUGGAGAGUUAAUGUCCGCAUACAAGGAUGUGACCUUGAACAUGGGUAUCUAUGUGGCACCAUGGAAGCUUUAAAUGUUCCUAUGGCUGAAACACCAGUAAGUUGUUUUCCCGUGCAACAACUCCUAGGGUCAAGUCCUGAUGGUGUUGAAACUGGGUCUACUGUGCUCAAACAACACGCCAAUGGCACGACCCAGUAUGCGUCAGUGGUUAGGUAUCUAGACGGCGAGGCUGUAUUGGCGGACAAUUUGAGGGUCGCUGCCGCUUUCGACAGCCGAAAAGGAAUCGGAUUUGAUGAAUUUCUACACUCUUUUGCAUCUUCUCCGUUUGAUGGACUGAGCUCGACUUCGUUUAUGGAAAAUGGGCAUACCGCUACCAGUCUUGCUUCCGUUUCUACUUCUCCACUCUCUCUUCUUCAAGAAACAAGAUGAUAUAUUGUAUGGUUAUGGUGUAGUUAGAAUUUUCUUAAAGGCAAUGAUGUUGCAUUUUCUUCUUACUUCUGGUUUGGUUUGGUUUGGAUCAUAUAAUGCAAACAAUUCAAAUAUAUUGUGCUGUUCAUU